AUGUUCAAGGGAAAUCGUUCUGCAUUUUCUGGCUUCACUCUCCUGGGAUACUCCAAGCUUUCUGAUCUGCAAGGUUUGCUCUUUGCGCUGUUCUUGUCCAUCUAUGCAGGCAUCAUAUUAGGAAAUGGAAUGAUAAUUUAUGUUACAGUAACUGAUCCUGCCUUGGACACUCCCAUGUAUUUCUUUUUGAAGAGUCUCUCCUUUCUGGAAAUUAGCUAUACUUCAGUCACUAUCCCAAAGAUACUUGUCAAUUUGGUAGUAGAAGACCAGACCAUAACAUUUAUUGGUUGUGCUAUCCAGCUGUACUUUAUGCUCUUACUGGGAGGUACUGAAUGUUUGCUUCUGGCUGCCAUGGCUUAUGACCGCUAUGUGGCUAUAUGUCACCCCUUGCACUAUAAAGUCAUAAUGAACAGGAAAUUGUGUUUUGGAUUCCUUUUUUUGUCACUAGCUAUCAAUGUACUUAUGCAUGUAGGACAGGUGUACUUUCUGUUCACUUUGCCAUUCUGUGAUUCCCAUGAAAUCGACAAUUUGUUCUGUGAUAUCCCCCCUCUGCUUGAUUUGGCUUGUGCAGAUAUCCAUAAAAGCCAGUUAUUCGUGUUUGCAGCUGCCACACUAUUCCUAGUCAUUCCAUUUUGCCUUAUAUUUGCAUCAUAUGUUAAAAUUAUUUCUGCUAUUCUGAAGAUGCCUUCUGUGAAUGGUCGGAAGAAAGUGUUUUCCACUUGUUCCUCACACCUCACAGUAAUAUCUCUUUUCUAUGGCUCUGCAAUUAUUGUUUAUUUGAGUCCUAGGUCAAAUGACACAGUGGAGAUUAACAAAUUGUUUUCCUUGUUCUAUAUAAUUCUAGUGCCUAUGUUCAACCCAAUCAUAUAUAGUCUGAGAAACAAAGAAGUAAAAGUAUCAUUAGGGAAGCUGUUUAGUAGAAAAAUGGUUCUCUAG
Anolis sagrei ordinatus is the source of this 936-nucleotide messenger RNA. RefSeq names its product olfactory receptor 10AG1-like. The record is from RefSeq and is a predicted model, not a curated record. NCBI's taxonomy places the organism in Eukaryota, Metazoa, Chordata, Lepidosauria, Squamata, Anolidae. Gene Ontology annotation, molecular function: olfactory receptor activity; G protein-coupled receptor activity. Gene Ontology annotation, biological process: G protein-coupled receptor signaling pathway; detection of chemical stimulus involved in sensory perception of smell. Gene Ontology annotation, cellular component: plasma membrane.